AUGAGUGCGUACCAAGCUCACCCAGCCGUGCAGGCACGCUGGUGCCACUGGGCUCCGACACUUCUGCGCACGCUCUGUGCCGCAGGUGCGGCUCUCUCGGAUGCUGUGAUUGAUUUCUCAGGCAAUGCUCUGGAGGUCGAAGACCUCCUGGAUUUCAGGCCAAUGCAGCAGAUGUCUUUGCAAUUUAGCGUUUGUGCCAUGGGCUUUCAGAUCACUCGCAGGCAUGCUGAUGGCAAGGACCUCUACCUGGUGAAGUGGAAGGGCUACAGCGAAACUUCCUGGGAGCCGGACGAAAACAUUGGUUCCGAGCUUGCUGACUUGAAGCGAGCUGCCAGAGCCAAAACCGGCCAUGAGGUCCGGGAUGACAGGAAAAGAAAGAAAAAAGGAAACGAUGAAAAGGUUGGCAAGAAAGAGAAGAAGAAGGAUAAAAAGAAGCGGAAGAGAGGAUCAAGCGACAGGAAGCGGAGCUCGGAUUCGGACAAGAACGAUGAGCCGCUUCCCAUGGGGAUGAUGCCCCCACCUGGCAUGCUGCCGCCGAUGCCACCUGGAAUGAUGCCACCAGGAAUGAUGCCUCACGGCAUGGCCUUUCCGCCACACCUCGGGCCCGAAGGUAAGGGGAAAGGUAUGCCACCCAUGCCUGGCAAGGGAAUGCCCCCAUUUGGUAAGGGCAUGCCUCCACCCAUGCAUCCACCUCCUUUCGGGCAUGGGCCAUGUCCACCGCCGCCUGGACCGUGGUUUGAUCCCAAGGGUUUUCCAAUCCCAGGUAAGGGCAUGGCACCUAUGAAAGGCUUUCCUGGCAAAGGGCCAAUUCCAUUCCAAAGGCCAAUGCCACCUGGAUCCAGAGAAGCAUCCGACAUGCAGCGCUUUGCAUCCGAGAAGAAGUACCGGCUGAGGGACUUUGCGCAGCGGGUGCGCGACUACCUCAACAAGCACUCGUCACAGGUUCCUGAAGAGAAGCAAUCUAAAGCCAAGAAUUUGGAGGAGGCGCUUGGCUUGAAACUGCAGGGAAGUCAACUUCCGCUCUUCCUUCCCAUAGAGCUUCUGUUGACGCAUGCCCUGUGCCUGGUCUGGCUCAUGGAUGUGGACAGCACUGAUGAGCAGUAUGACUUGCUCCAACAAGUCACACGCCUUGCAAAUCAUAGUGGGGCACAGGCUAGACAGCUCUUUAUUCAAAUUCUGAAGGAGAGCUGCUGGGCACGGAGGCAGUCGCAACAGUCUGCGUCUGCACCUGAAUCAGCCAAGCUCUUUGCAAGUCUGGAAAGGCCAAGUGGUCCGACACCUUUAGGACUCCCAUCGCUACCUGGUCUGCCUGCAGAUGCCCGCCCAGAGCAUUGGCGAAACCUUAUUGUACAGCUCUACAAAGAUCAUAACCCAUCCAAGCUAGGAGACAUUGAGGCGCUCAUGGCCAAGUACAAAGGCCGGGAACGAACCUUAUAUCUUUGUAUUUGCGAGAAGUACCGAGUGUCGCCCAACUUGGAGCCCAAGUCUGUGCCAUCCGAGAAAGCCCCUGCGGGCGAAGACAAGAAAGUGAAGAAGUACCGGGAGCUCAUCACAGAGAUUUACAAGGAACACAACCCAUCCAAGCUUACAGAUUUGGAUGGCUUGCUUCAGAAGUACAAGGGCAGGGAGGAGUUGGUCUACAAAGGCAUUUGCGAGAAGUAUCAUGUGGAACCCAAGACGUCCAAGAAAGAGGAAGCCAAAACUACUUUCGAGAAGUACAAGCAGCUCAUUGCCGAAAUCUAUGCUGAGCACAACAAGGAAAAACUGGGCGAGCUCGAUGACUUGCUUGGAAAAUACAAGGGCAAGGAGAAGACCCUCUACUUGGCCGUUUGUCAUAAGUACAACAUAGAGCCAAAGCUUCCGAGCAACAAGAAGAAGGAGAAAAAGACAGAAGUGGAUGAUGGCAAGGAUCGCCCUCCUGAAGAUGCCAAAAACACAGAAGAAGACGUCAAAGCCAGCACGGCAAAUACCGAGCUGGUAAAGCUGGAUGACUUCAACUUGCCUCCAGGAUCCCAUGAGGAUUUGGCAAAGAUGCUGAACCGAUUGCUGGACAUGGCCGUGCUGCACGGUGCGGGUUUUGAUGAGAAAGAGGCCACUCGGGUCUGCGCUUGGCAGGAAGGUUGCCCGAAUAGACAAUUGCCCUGCACUUUGAGUUACCGGUUCGAGUUGCAGGGCCUGAGCUCAGCGCAAACAGAGAAGUUUACCGACAGGCUCUAUGGUUCUGGGGGCAGCCGCUGGACCAAGCUCCUCAGCAUUUGCCCUGGAACAGAAAUCAAGGGCCCAAAAGACUCCUCGGACGCUUUGAUAGUGACAGGAGAUGGUGGAGGAGCUCAAGGCAGGAAGCCCUUUGACAACGCGGUAAUCCACAUUGCAGAUUCCUUAGGAAGGGCUGUGCGCGAAUGCAUGGAUGUCAUGGACUCAGAUGACGAAGGCGCCAGGGAUCGCUGGUACCUUCCAUGGAGCUCCGAGGAAAAUGCAUAUAUCUUGCUCGAUGGAGAGAAACCACUCAAAAAGGAAGUGGGCGUGGAGUAUCGGAGAGGCUGCUGGACACCCCGUCGCUAUGUUGCCAUGCAUUGCCACUCCGCUCACCACAAUUUAUGCGGCCCAGAUGUUCAAGGACGGCUGCCAGACUUCUGGCGCGAGCUCGCUGACAAGCUCUGGCUUGGCAUUCUGACGCUGAAUUGGGGCACGGACGUGCCACUGGACACCGUGGUGGUGAUCCAGACGACAGGUGGCCAUGAAGCUGCGGGUAGAAGUGUGGGCAUGCCCCAAGGCUGCAAAGAAGCGGCACCUAGCGCAUGCGUGAUCGUAACAGCACCGACAGCCGAAGAACUCGAGACGGCAAACAAGAAGCUCGGACCCCUUCUGUCGAAGGUUCUGACAGGUAUUCGUGCCAACGCUGCCUUUGCCAUGCAUGUCCUGUCAAUGCCCCAGUUUCGCAGCAUGGGUCGAGCGACGUGGUAUCCUGGCAUGGUACUCGCUGCUCGCCAGGGUUUUGAGAACAGGGAAGCUGCAUCUUCAGACUCCGAAGCCGCUGAUGAGGACUUGGACCCUGAUGCGGACAUACUAUCAGAUGCUGAACCUACCGAUGCCUACCGACCGCUUCGACUUUCUCGCAUGAAGGUUAGAGAAGCAUAUUUACAGGGCUUGCUGUGCCUGAAUUGUGAUGCUGCCGAUCACAAACACCAAGAGUGCCCCUUUCGCAAGAAAGUGUGCUGGAAUUGCCAUGGCAACCACUGCGGCAAUGAUUGCCCGCUUCGCUGCAGAUUCUGCAGAGAUCGCCAUGACUACCCUCUUGUGGAAUGCGUGAAGAAGGUUUGCCGCCGUGUCAGUGACUGGAAAAAGUCUAAGCCGUUUCAGGAGCAGCGGACUGUUCUUGCGUUGUUGGAACAACUCAUGAUCAAGCUGGAGGGCUUUGCAGAUAUUGACCUGGCAAAGCACAACAAAGAGGUCCAAGACCUGGUGAAGCAGUUGAAUGAGCAAACAACACUCUUCCCCGUUGAGAUCCAGGAUGUGGCGCUCUCCAUCCUGGAUAUGAAGCCACCUACGAAGCAGCCGAUGGAGCUGCCCAUUCCGCCUCCCCCUUCCACGCCAGCACCGAAACCUUACGUAGCUCCAAAGCUUCCCAAGGAUGCCCCACCACCUCUUCCCGAAAACAAGUAUCCGUGGCAAGAGAAAAUUUUCUUAGACACGCUCCUUUCCAAAGGCCUCUAUGGCUCCAAUGUUCUCAGUCGCGUGAUUGGGAGGGGCGGCAUGCACCAUCGCAGAAUGGAAAGCGAGAGUGGCGCACGCGUCUUCUUUCGCGGCCUCGGCGUGAGUGGCAGAGAUAUGGACCUUAGUGACCCCAGCGACUGUAGGCUGCACAUUUCUGUGAAAGGUGAGGUGCCUCAACAGGGAAAAUCCGUAAGACGGAUCAUCAAGGAGAUCGUUGCUGAGCUGGAUGCUGAGCUAACAGAGAGGUCAGAGAGGGGGGAGAUUGGACCUGCGUUGGACAACCCUCGUAUCCCCGAUGCACAUCCUUUCGGCUUCAUGCUCAGCAGGGGAACAGGGCCGGAGAACGGAGAGCCCUUGAAGUUUCGUUUUCCAGAGGAGGACGGCCAAACCUUGAACGAUAUGCUGCUGUGGCUAAAGCAGGCCAAGCUUCCAUUGGAGUUGGACUCAGACACGCAGUGGCGAACCACUCUGCAGGCGGGCAAACGGGCAAAUCAGAACGUUCAAACCGAUGUUCAUGAUGUUCAGAACGGCUCCCAAACUCCUAUCUGCCAGGUGACUCCAGCAGAGCCCCCGCUGCCUGAUGACGCUCCUGAGCAGGCUGAGGUUGUGGCCGCCAGCUUAGCAGCUGAGUUCGCGAAGAUGAUGCAGGACUGGAGUUAUCCGAGCCCAUAUUGGUUUGAGGAGCAUGACCUGCGACCAACUGGCCUGUGGUCGUCUCUGACAGCUGGGGAGGGCGAUGGAAGCUCAAUUGCCCUUCAACAGGGACAAGGCGUGAGGUUGAGCGCUGCGGCUGUUGAGCAUUUCUCAACGGUUUUGGAGAAGACGCAGCUAUCUUCGAUGCCCAGGAUCAUCAUCCUUGAAGUGCUUUCACGCCUACGGGGUGUGGUGAGGAGACAGGUCGAGGAUGAGCAGCUCCUGUUCUAUUUGCUCUACCCGUGGGCUUGGUUUUCCGAUUCAAUGGGCCGCGGCUUGAAGUUACCUUACGGCAAACAGAAGGUGCAUGCCAUGCUUGCAGAAAUGGGACGCAUGGGAGGCAAGCCAACGGAAUCACAGGUGUCACCACCAUUUCGAGGCUUCUUUGUGGAGUGGUUGCCCCUGAGAGCAGGCACAUCACGCCCAGAAGCACCCUAUGUUCCGAUGGUGCCAGCACCUGCAGCUCCUGCAGCUGCACCACGUCAAACUCCAAUCACUCCCGAACCCCCAAAAGUUGCACCACCGCUUCCGUCCAGUGCUCCAAGAGGCUUCUGCAAGUACUGGCUUCCGGAAACAGCCUUCAAGUCAAGACAAGAUUUGCGGGAGCUCAUUACCGGGCCUGGAGGGUCGCACUUUGCACACAUUCUUCGAAAGUAUCCUAAUGUGGAUUUGAGGAUUGAAGGUCAGAAUUCGCUGAGUGUGCCACCUGCUCACCGGCUACACGUCUCCAUCAGCAGUGAGGAUUCAGCGGCCUUCGACAGCGCUGCAGUUGAUGUCUUGGAUUUGGUGGAGACGGUUUGCGACAUGAUCGGGGAGGAGCUGCAGAUGACCGAGGAGCAGGUGGACACGAUGAUCUCUCAGGUCCGUGCAGAGAAGUACUUCGAGGCUCAUGGGAUUCGCACUCCGCUUCCGACAGCGCGCCCCACCACUGCCGCACCAGCAGAAGCAGAGUUCGAGUUUGUCGAUGACGACAUGGAGCUCGAUGACCAGGACGAUGAUGACGAUGCAGAUACUGAAGAUGAAGAUGCUAGAACCGAAGCAUCUGACUGCAUGUCAGAUGUUACAGAAGCUGACGGCGAAGAUGGGGGAGCACGACAGCUCCUGGCUUUGCUGCAAAGCUGUGACAUCCACGCACAUACCCUGAACUUGAAUGCCAAUCGGCUCACGGAAGCGUCCCUGGUUGCCAUUUCGGAUCUGAUCUCCAAAGCACGCUUGCCGAUCUGGGCGCAGUCGCAGGCAGGUUCGACACGCGUGGCAGCUCGGGCAAAGGUACACUACCCCGUUUUCGACAAGGAAGCAAAGCGUUUUACCCCUUUGAUGCUUCAUUUAGCUGCGGCCUCAGUGCGCCACACGAUGGAGGAGAAGUUGGCGUCACUGCAGGCUGGCAACAUGAUCGAGCGCCCGAUGCAAGUGACACAACUAGUGAAGGAAGCCUUCGACCACCGUUUCCCAUCCACGUCUGAGGCUGUGAAGAUCUACGACCUUCGGUGCUUUUUGGUGCUAGUUAUGCUGGCAGGAGCGGCAAUAUUGGGAAGCGAAGCAGCAGUGUCCACCCUUGCAGCUGCCAGUGCCCCAUACACAGCUGCCAUUCCAUAUAGCUGCCCUUCGUUUGUCAAG
This is a messenger RNA of Symbiodinium pilosum, 6024 nucleotides long. The record is from the annotation of a GenBank genome assembly. Lineage: Eukaryota; Dinophyceae; Suessiales; Symbiodiniaceae.